This is a messenger RNA of Populus trichocarpa (black cottonwood), 1722 nucleotides long. RefSeq names its product isocitrate dehydrogenase [NAD] regulatory subunit 1, mitochondrial. The transcript is spliced from 4 exons. Gene Ontology annotation, cellular component: mitochondrion. Gene Ontology annotation, biological process: isocitrate metabolic process; tricarboxylic acid cycle. Gene Ontology annotation, molecular function: isocitrate dehydrogenase (NAD+) activity. Bases 194 to 1309 code for a protein of 371 amino acids. Lineage: Eukaryota; Viridiplantae; Streptophyta; Magnoliopsida; Malpighiales; Salicaceae. The record is from RefSeq and is a predicted model, not a curated record.
AGCCAACCUUCAGUUUUAUUGACCAUAACUAAAAAUAAAAUAAAAUAAAAUAAAAUUAUGGAAUGAGUCAGUCGCUGAGGGACUCACCUCUCUCCUCCUCCUUAAUUUAAUUCCCUCGACACAUUUAUGCCAAUCUGCACCUCUGAGUAAUCAUUCAAUACCAAAAACCCCUCCCUAAACCCGACCCGAACCCAUGGCGAGACGCUCCUUACCCCUUCUUAAACACCUCCUGUCCUCCCCCUCCCCCUCCCCCUCCACCACCCCCACCCUCCGCAGAUCCGUAACCUAUAUGCCACGCCCUGGCGACGGGGAACCACGACCGGUAACCUUGAUCCCCGGCGAUGGAAUCGGCCCUUUAGUCACCAACGCCGUCGAACAAGUCAUGGAAGCAAUGCACGCGCCAGUAUAUUUCGAGAAAUACGAGGUCCAUGGCGACAUGAUGAGAGUGCCAUCGGAAGUGAUGGAAUCGAUCAAGAAAAACAAAGUCUGCUUGAAAGGAGGUUUGACGACGCCUAUGGGAGGAGGAGUUAGUUCAUUGAACUUGCAAUUGAGGAAGGAGUUGGAUUUGUAUGCGUCGCUGGUGAACUGUUUUAAUCUGCCAGGGUUGCCUACGCGACACCAAAAUGUUGAUAUUGUUGUUAUUAGGGAGAAUACGGAGGGGGAAUAUGCCGGCUUGGAGCAUGAAGUGGUUCCUGGUGUUGUUGAGAGUCUCAAGGUGAUAACAAAGUUCUGCUCAGAGCGCAUUGCAAAAUAUGCUUUUGAGUAUGCUUACCUGAAUAACCGGAAGAAAGUGACCGCUGUGCACAAAGCAAACAUUAUGAAGCUCGCAGAUGGUUUGUUCUUGGAAUCUUGUAGGGAAGUUGCUACAAAAUAUCCUGGAAUCAAAUACAAUGAAAUUAUCGUGGACAAUUGCUGCAUGCAACUUGUCUCGAAGCCUGAGCAAUUUGAUGUCAUGGUGACGCCUAAUCUGUAUGGCAAUCUCGUUGCAAAUACAGCUGCAGGUAUUGCUGGUGGCUCUGGAGUCAUGCCAGGAGGCAAUGUUGGGGCUGAUCAUGCUAUAUUUGAGCAAGGCGCUUCAGCAGGAAAUGUAGGAAAUGAGAAACUAUUGGAACAGAAGACAGCAAACCCAGUUGCGGUGCUUCUCUCUUCUGCCAUGAUGCUAAGACAUCUCCAGUUCCCUUCUUUUGCUGAUCGAUUAGAAACUGCAGUCAAACAGGUAAUCUCAGAGGGCCGUUACCGAACAAAAGAUCUAGGAGGAUCCAGCACCACCCAAGAGGUUGUUGAUGCAGUCAUAGGCGCUUUAGACUGACUGGGUCGAUACUCAUUUAGCUGCUCCUCUCACUAAAACAUUUGCUGGUGCUGCUCAGAAGUUUCACCUUCCAGUAUUCUUUCUCACGCGUCUACAUUUUUGGAUUUUAUGUCAACCACACUCAAGAUUUUAUCUUUUAUUUCUUACGUUUAAUAAAUCUCAAUCCCAUAUGAUGAAUGAUGUUGCUAUUUGAGUUAUAUACCUGUAAAGGCGAAAAGAUGGUCAGAUUCCUGAAGCCUAAUUUGUAUUAUAAUACCGUGGAAGUCAUGGCAACAUUCCAGGGAAAUCGAAUUUGAAUAUGCUUGUCUACCUUUUACACUGAUAAAGACCACUCUGUAUGUGUCAUAGUUGCACAAGGUUUUGAAGAGCAAUCAAAUUUAUGGAUAUAUGCAAGAAGCAACCCUUUUCUUCCU